UUUAUUUGAUAGUGACAUAUAUUGCGUAUGUUGACGUGUUUUCCAUUUUAAAAACGUGAGAGGUUGCUAUUCUUUAUGCCUUUUUUUCUGAGCUUGAAAGUGAAAUACAAGCUACCAUUUCUCUUCUCCUCUCUCUUUUAUUUCCUCCUCCACUGAACAAAUCAAAGCUGUGUACUUUUCUUCCUAGCUAACAUGCCACCUUCAAUGUUUUGGCACACUUAUUGGUUAGCAAUUUGCAUGUUCCUUUCUGGUUGCAUAGUAUCAUGUCAUCAAACAGACAACCUUAAUAUUCUCAAAGAAAAUCCAAACCCAUCUUCAAGAAAUUUCUUGUUUGGAACAGCCUCUUCUUGUUACCAGUUUGAAGGAGCUUAUCUCAGUGAUGGAAAAGGUCUCAACAAUUGGGACGUUUUUACUCAUGAAGCUGGUCAUAUUAAGGAUGGAAGCAAUGGAGAUGUUGCUGAUGAUCACUACAAUCGUUAUUUGGAGGAUGUCAAGCUCAUGGCAGAUAUGGGUGUGAAUAGCUAUCGUUUCUCUAUAUCAUGGGCAAGAAUUCUGCCCAAGGGGAUGUUUGGAGAUGUUAAUAUGGCCGGAAUUGAGCACUAUAAUAAGGUCAUUGAUGCACUCCUACAGAAAGGGAUCCAACCGUUUAUCACGUUAACACAUUAUGACAUACCACAAGAACUUGAGGAAAGAUAUGGUGGUUGGCUAAGUUCACAAAUACAGGAUGAUUUCAGCUACUAUGUAGACAUAUGCUUCAAAUAUUUCGGGGACAGAGUCAAGUAUUGGGCUACCUUGAACGAGCCUAACCUCGUGGCUGAUCGUGGCUAUAGACUAGGAACUUACCCUCCAGCUCGAUGCUCCGGUGUAUUUGGAAAUUGUAGUGCGGGUGAUUCAGAAAGGGAGCCCUUCAUUGCAGCUCACAAUAUGAUCCUAUCUCAUGCAGCUGCUGUCAGCAUUUACCGCACCAGAUAUCAGAGAAGACAAGGAGGCAUGGUUGGAAUUUCUUUGGAUACCCAGUGGUAUGAACCUUAUAGCAAUUCCUCAGAAGACAUAGCUGCAACUGAGAGAGCUCGAGCAUUCUAUGUCAACUGGUUUUUAGACCCUAUUAUACUUGGAAGAUAUCCUACAGAAAUGGUACAAAUUCUGGGAUCUAAUCUGCCAGAGUUCUCAAAGAAUGAUUUGAGCAAGUUGAGUUAUGGCCUAGAUUUCAUUGGCAUCAAUUACUAUACGGCUAGAUAUAUCAAAGACUGCUUAUAUUCCGUGUGUGAACAUGGAAAGACUUGGUCAGAGGGUUCCUAUUUUGUUACUAUGGAAAAAGACGGUGUCUACAUUGGGCCACCUACUGAAGUGGACUGGCUCUAUCUCUAUCCACAAGGGAUGAAGAAAAUUCUGAUGUACAUGAAGGACAGAUUCAAUAAUACUCCAAUGGUUAUCACCGAAAAUGGCAUUGCUGAGAACGAUAAUCUGAAUCCUUCAAUAACGGAUACCUUGAAUGAUAUCCAUAGAGUGAACUAUAUGAAUAGCUACUUAAAUUCACUGGCAAAUGCAAUCAGGGAAGGUGCAAAUGUUAGGGGGUACUUUGUUUGGGCCCUUCUUGACAACUUUGAGUGGCUAGAAGGAUAUCGCCUAAGAUUUGGACUUUACUAUGUCAACUAUACUAAUUUCCAGAGAACUCCAAAAUUAUCAGCCACCAGGUAUAAAGAGCUCAUGUAUAACUUUCAGAUACAGCUUCAAACACAUACUGCCCAGAAAUAGUGGAAGAAGACAAUGCAUAUAUGGAAACUUGUAAAGACGAUUUCCGUUUAGGUCUCUGUUGUUUGAAGGCAGUUUAUUGUGCAAUAAAACUAUAAUUGUUCGGCUUGAUCCCUGCCUUUAUUGUACAAAUUAAACUCGAGCCUAACCCUUGUAUUCACUCCAAUGAAACUGUAAUCAAGUAAACAAGACUUAUUAAUUAUGUAGAAAUAUUCUGUUGAAA
This is a messenger RNA of Lycium ferocissimum, 1975 nucleotides long. Its product is annotated as beta-glucosidase 47. The record is from RefSeq and is a predicted model, not a curated record. Gene Ontology annotation, molecular function: beta-glucosidase activity. The coding region runs from base 193 to 1755 and encodes 520 amino acids. Gene Ontology annotation, biological process: carbohydrate metabolic process. Lineage: Eukaryota; Viridiplantae; Streptophyta; Magnoliopsida; Solanales; Solanaceae. The transcript is spliced from 11 exons.